CUCGACGGCGCCUCUAGCCGCUCUCCCCCGCGGCCCCCGCUCCGCCCGCCCGUGCGUAGUGGCCGGUGACUGCUUCUCGGCGUGCCCGUCCAACCCGGAAGCUCGACGACCACAACUAUGAUGUGGACUUGCAGUAUUGGAUAAGUUUAUCUGCUUCCCACCACCCCACUCGCCGCCGCCAGGAGUGCGAUGGCUAGACGGCGGCGUGUGGCUAGACGACGCGACCCGUCGAGUGGCGAGAGAGCCACCGCCGUGGUGACCAAGAUGCCACCGUUCUCUUCCUCUGGCGCUUCUCUGCAGAAGCAGCAGCAUAACGCCAGGAGGAGGCAGCAGAUUCGGCAGCAGAGGAAGUCGCUUCCCAUCGCCUCAGUGGAGAAGAGGCUUGUUGAGGAGGUGAGGAAGAAUGACGCACUGAUCAUUGUCGGAGAGACCGGGAGUGGCAAGACAACUCAGUUACCACAGUUUUUGUAUGAUGCUGGGUUUUGUCAGGAUGGAAAAGUUAUUGCCAUAACUCAGCCUCGGAGAGUUGCAGCUUUUACUGUAGCAAAGCGUGUUGCUGAGGAGUGCAAUGAUCAGUUGGGCAAAAAGGUUGGUUACUCUAUUAGAUUUGAUGAUUCCACAUCAAAUGCAACGAGGAUUAAGUACAUGACUGAUGGUUUGCUUUUAAGGGAGGCACUUCUGGAUCCACUUUUGUCUAAGUAUAGUGUCAUAGUUGUUGAUGAAGCCCAUGAAAGAACUGUACAUACUGAUGUCUUGUUGGGUUUGUUGAAAAAAGUGCAACGUUCUCGAUCUAUUUAUGCUAAUAAGAAUGGGAAGAUUCUGCCUGAUAUACAAGAUCAGUCUCAAUAUUUUAUUCCGAAGGCAUGCCAGGGAACAAAAAUUGAUCCUCUAAAACUGAUAAUUAUGUCUGCUAGUCUGGAUGCCAAGUGUUUUUCAGAUUAUUUUGGUGGCGCUAAAGCUGUACACAUUCAAGGACGGCAAUACCCUGUUGACAUACUAUACACUUAUCAGCCUGAAUCAGAUUAUUUGGAUGCUACACUAGUUACUAUCUUUCAGAUCCAUCUGGAGAACGGCCCAGGUGACAUUCUUGCAUUUCUGACUGGCCAAGAGGAGAUUGAGUCACUAGAUAGACUUAUUCAGGAGCGUGUUCGUCAACUUCCACCACAGAGCAGUAAGAUAUGGACUACACCUAUUUACUCAUCUCUUCCAUCAGAGCAACAAAUGAAUGCUUUUAAGUCUGCACCAGCUGGAACCCGCAAGGUGGUUUUAGCAACAAAUAUUGCAGAGACUUCAGUAACAAUACCUGGUAUCAAAUAUGUUAUUGAUCCUGGCAUGGUCAAAGCUCGUGCUUACAAUCCUGUAACUGGAAUGGAAUCUCUAAUCAUUAUCCCAGUUUCAAAAGCACAGGCUCUCCAGAGGAGUGGUCGUGCUGGACGGGAGGGACCAGGGAAGUGCUACCGAUUGUUCCAAGAAAGUGAGUUUGAUAAGCUGGUGGAUUCCACCGUGCCUGAGAUCAAGCGGUGUAACCUUGCAAAUGUUGUACUACAGCUCAAAGCUCUUGGAAUUGAUGACAUCAUAGGUUUUGAUUUUAUCGAGAAACCAUCAAGGACAGCUAUUUUGAAAUCAUUGGAACAGUUGAUUUUACUAGGUGCUCUGACUGAUGAUUAUAAGUUGUCAGAUCCAGUCGGUCGUCAGAUGGCUAGGCUGCCUUUGGAUCCAAUGUACUCCAAGGCUCUAAUAGUAUCAAGCCAAUUUAAGUGCUUGGAAGAGAUGUUGAUUGUUGUCUCUAUGCUUUCAGUGGAAUCUAUUUUCUUUACCCCACGUGAUAAGUUAGAAGAGGCAAGAGCUGCCAGGAAGAGUUUUGAAAGCUCCGAAGGGGACCACAUAACCUUGGUGAAUGUAUAUCGAGCUGCUGCAGAAUGCUUGGAGAAGAGCAAAAAUGCAAAUGCCAAAGAAAAAACAAUGGAAAAGGCAUUGCAAAGAUGGUGCAGGGAAAACUUCAUCAAUUACCGUUCUCUAAGACAUGCUCGUGAUGUUCACAGCCAAAUUCAGGGCCAUGUCCAACAAAUGGGGUUUAACCUAUCAUCGUGUGGGGAUGACAUGGUUCUGUUUCGGAGAUGCCUCACAGCUGCUUUCUUCUUGAAUGCAGCAAUGCGACAGCCAGAUGGAUCUUACAGGGCCCUAGCAACCAGCCAGAGUGUGCAGAUCCAUCCUUCAUCAGUGCUUUUCCAAAAGAAGCCAGAUUGUGUCAUCUUCAACGAGUUGGUUCGUACGAGCCAGAAUUACGUCAAAAACCUGACCCGGAUCGAUCCCUUGUGGCUGGCUGAACUCGCCCCGCAAUACUACGCUACAGAGGACUAAUUUUGAUCAGGACUAAUUUUGAUCUGCUGCCGUAGCUCCCUGUAACCUUGUAGCACUAGAGUGUUUAGUGCUUAGUGUGUACUCUUGUCCUGGCAUUGGUCACAGGUGAGGUCAGCAUGGCGUUCGAAGCUGUAAAACAUCCUUGUCCUGCUUAUACUCUUUCUUUGAAAGAAGCUAGUCACAGUUUUGACC
This is a messenger RNA of Oryza brachyantha (malo sina), 2553 nucleotides long. RefSeq names its product pre-mRNA-splicing factor ATP-dependent RNA helicase DEAH10. Gene Ontology annotation, molecular function: ATP binding; RNA binding. Gene Ontology annotation, cellular component: intracellular anatomical structure; nucleolus. Bases 190 to 2361 code for a protein of 723 amino acids. The transcript has 13 exons. Gene Ontology annotation, biological process: positive regulation of transcription by RNA polymerase I. NCBI's taxonomy places the organism in Eukaryota, Viridiplantae, Streptophyta, Magnoliopsida, Poales, Poaceae. The record is from RefSeq and is a predicted model, not a curated record.